This is a messenger RNA of Lineus longissimus, 2342 nucleotides long. RefSeq names its product serine/arginine-rich splicing factor 11-like. The record is from RefSeq and is a predicted model, not a curated record. Gene Ontology annotation, cellular component: nucleoplasm. Gene Ontology annotation, molecular function: RNA binding. Lineage: Eukaryota; Metazoa; Nemertea; Pilidiophora; Heteronemertea; Lineidae. Bases 72 to 1793 code for a protein of 573 amino acids. The transcript has 15 exons.
AACAAAGUGAAAAUGUUUUGUUCGAUUUUGUGACGAUUUUAUUGCUUAAAACACGAUUUAAAGCCGCAGAAAUGUCGAGCUCUGUGAAUACGAAGGUUAUACAGGUUACCAAUGUAGCCCCAACGGCUACUAAAGAACAGAUGAAGACAUUGUUUAGCUACAUUGGACGAAUAGAGGAGGUCAAGUUGUACCCUGCCGAAGAUUCCCCAUUACCAGUUGCAUCAAGGGUGUGUUUUGUCAAGUAUGAGGAUUCUGUCAGUGCCGGCGUUGCCUGUCAUCUUACAAACACUGUGUUCAUUGACCGCGCACUCAUUCUGGUGCCAGUCGAAGAUGGUAAAAUUCCUGAUGAAUCUCACGCAAUGCAGUUGGCUGCCCCUGGGGGAACUGUGGCCGGUGUCCUGCCCACGGCUUCAAACUGGCCCAGUAAUGUGGUCAAUCAAGUCACUGGCACCGGUGUUGGCCAGGUUAUUAUGACUCAUGACCCGAGACUGACCUCCAUGGGACUCCCGCAAUAUCCACCUUUACCUGCAACCAUGGAUGCCUCAAAAAUUGAUGAAAUCCGUCGGACUGUCUACAUUGAUAACCUGGAUUCUGCAGUGACAGGUGACAUGUUGAUGCAGUUCUUUGCCCAAGUCGGUGAGGUGAAAUACAUCAGAAUGGCUGGAGAUGACCGUGAGAAGAGUGCGUAUGUUGAGUUUACUAACCAGACAUCAGUUCCUACUGCGUUCACUUUCAAUGGCGUGAACUGCGGCACCAAACCAAUCAAGGUGUCCCAUUCUACAGUCGCCAUCAUUAAACCGAUGCCCAAGAUUGAGAUUCCUUCGAAGGAAGUUGAAGAGGCAAUGAAGAAAGUCAAGGAGGCACAGUCGCUCAUAUCUGGGGCAGUCGAAUCAGGAAUGAAGGAAUCCAUCAACAAGCCAAUGAAACCAGAAUAUCGUCACGACCGUCGACCUCAGAGCAGGAGUCCAAUCAGAGGAGGCAGACGCAAGAGAUCUAGGUCAAGGUCACGUCGUUCAAGGUCACGGUCUCGUAAGAGGUCAUCGUCUCGAAGUAGAAGGUCAAGGUCACGAAAACGUUCAAGGUCAAGGGGUCGAAGGUCGAGAUCUCGUUCUCGAAGGUCAAGGUCUCGUUCUAAGAGAUCACCAAGGCGACGUAGGUCAAGGUCCAGGAGUCGUAACAGAGGCCAGCACGCCAAACCCAAAUCCAACCACCGUCGUCGCUCGAAAACUCCCCCACGAGGCUACCGCAGUUCGAGACGAUCCCGUACUCCGAGCAGUAUUCAAGCACCGCCGGAUAUCAUAGAAAGGUCCCGUAAGCGUAGCACUUCCCGAGGCAGGAAGAAAUCACCAUCGCCCUAUAGCAGGAAGAAGAAGGCCAUGUCAAGAUCACCAUCGCCUCCUGUGCUGGAAAAAGAGUCCCUCUCACCUAGUAAGAGGUCAAGGUCAAGGUCGAGAACUCCCAAGUUAACUAAGAAGCCAAAACGAUCCAAGUCCCGGAGCCCCCGUCGUAGGUCAAGGUCACGUGACAGGAAGCGUGGUGGAUCCCGCUCUAGGCAUGUCAAGAAGGAAAAGAAAAGAGACCGUGAUCGAAGCCGUGAGCGCAGCAGCAAAAAGAAGGAUUCGAAAAUCAACAUCCAGCGCGAUUAUGACGAGGAAGAAAAGGGCUACAGCAGUGAAAAUGACGACAAAAAGGGAGCGAGAGCUGCAAGACGAAAUGAAGAAGUAAAGGAGGAGACGCUCGAUGAGACAAAAGAUAAUUUGGAAACGGAAGACAUGGAUAUGGACAGUGAUUAGACAUUUAAAUGAGUUGGCAAAUUUUAGUUUUUAGUCUACGGUGAACUACUCUUCUGGAUUUUGAAACAGUUGUUGUAGGUUAGCUUGACAGAGUCUAUGCCAAUCCAGAGUGCAAUUAUGUACCAAGGAAGUUCAAGUGAAGAUCUGUGUUUUCAAAGCAUAUGUCUGUACAUGUAUUGAUGGUGGACAGAUUCUUUGUGUAAGAAGGUGAAAGUCUCAUUAAUAGUGUAAGCUCACACGUUGGUCAAAUUUGUGGUGUUUGUGAAAAGUAACGAGCUCGAUUGAAACUAGAUGAUGAGAAUGAUGCUAUUAUUGUGGUAUAUUGUAAGUCCCCCUCAACUUCUCAAUUCAUUAAUCUAAAACUCAUUUGAAUGGUAAUACAAAGUACUUUAGCAACUGCGCCUCUGACAAUAUGGCAAAGCCAGAGUCAGUUUUGAAAGAUAUACUUCAAUGAUGAUAUUGCUCAUCUUGGCAGUUACAUUUUUAUUCCUUGAUUGUCCAAGUUGUUUACCUUAUGACUGUUGUGAAAUAAAAAGAUGUAAUCAGAAA